AAUAUGUUUAUACGUAGGGAUCUCCAUAGCAACGCAGAGAAAGGCAGUCAUGGGUGCCAAUCAAACAGUGUCGCGCUUUAUUUUUUAAUAAAUUGACAUAAUCGCGCGGUGGCCCAUGAAAGGUACUGACAUCGCUGCUGCUGCUGCUGGAAAUGUGACGAGCGAGCGCGAGGUCGGCUUUUCUUCCUCGAUUUCGAACAAAAAAUGCAAAGUGACGUUCCUCCCUUACCUAUAGCAUGUUUGACCGCUAAUUUACGCCUACCUAGAACUAGUAAUCGCCAAGCCAAGCAGACUGCAGUUCGCGGCAGUAAGAGUACUUCCACAUUUCGAAACAAAAAGUAUAGCUUGAAACCGCACUCGCAAACAAAUAAGUCAGGCGCUGCCGUAGGUGCAACCAGCCCUUACAAGAAUAACGCUCGACUGAACCCCAGUGACACUGCCAACAAACCUCAAGAUCGAAGUGCCAUCAGUCAGCGCGUCUCGUCGGCGAAAAUGCUUCGCAUAAAGCAGCUACAAAACCAGUUGGCCGACGCUCACUUCCACUUGAACGAAUUAUCCAACGAAAACAAACUGCUGAAGGCCAUUCAGAAGAGGCAAGAUGCCGCUUUGAAGCGUUACGAGGGCACCAACGCCGAGUUGCCCAGAAUAAUAAACACGCACCACGAGGACUUGAGGGUGCUGCAGAGCAAGUACAAGAAGCUCAAAUCUCAGUGCAGCAGCCUGAAUGACACGCUCAAGGAGAGGGAUAACGAGCUGCAUUCCUUGCAGGCGCAGAACAAGAAACUUUUGCAACUGAGCAAGGACCGCCACUUGGCAGAGAGGGACAAGUUGCAAGCCCAAGUGUUUGAUUUGACGCACAGGCUCGACGAGCAAAGUGUAACUGUACAGACUUUGAAGCGCAAACUGGAGCUGGAAACCAAGUACCUGAAGCACCAGCUACACGCUGAGAUGGUCAAGCACAAGGAGACUCAGAAGGAGCUGGAACAGGCGCAAACGAAACUGCAACAGCUGGAAAGGCUGAGUGAGCAGAGGCUCAAGCGUUCCUAUCAAGCGAGCCAGCUGACGUAUUAUGGCAGGGCACGAGCCUCGGUGACCAGCCAGUCUCUUACCAAUUUAAGCGACACGCGCUCGGAAAAUCCAUUCAAAUUAUGCAGUUUUAGAAAGCUCGAAAGCGAAUCGACGACGAAUCAGUCGUUGCCCUCUCUAAACGGAGCGCCGUCCACGCCGAUCCGCUCGCAGGACAUCGCAAAGCGAUCCAGCUCGGACGCGCAUCGCGCGAUGUCCGAACGCCUCGCGAGCCUGAAGUCAGCUCAGCAUUUUACACUUUCAAAAUCACCAGCUUCGCAUAGACCAGCACCGCCUUCCACUCCCAGGAGCACCACGGCCGAUUCUCUGAUUGCAGAAUCUGCCACCGACGCGAGCUCGGACAAAACUAAGAGGACGUACGAGCUUCCAAAAUCGCUCAAGAGAGAACUCGACUACUCUACUGGCGACGAAACCAGUAUCAAAGACAGUCGCUCGAAUAGCAAUGACAGUUUGAACGACAACUUCAAUUAUGCCGGCAGGUCGAGAUCUCUACACGCCAGACUAGUCAAUUCAGCCAGCGACGUAGUGCGCACAAAUAAAACCGCAAUCUCCAGUAGAUCGCGAUCAUUAACAAAAGAAAAUUUAGAAAACAUUCUUGAGAAUGAGAGAGAAGUCAAGUAUGAUCGCGACUCCGUUAUUACCGUAAUCUCAAAGGACGCUUUAGUGAAAGACGAUAAUGAGGCCAAUACAAAUGAUAGCAACAGUGACGCCGAAAGUGAAAUGGAAAUCUCGCUGGCAUGUGCCGUCGAUGAAGACAAUAAUGGUCAAAGAAAGUCCGAUGUCAUUAUCGAGGACAUACAAGUUCAAAAACAGCCAAAUACGUCCUCGCAUUUAUCAUCGUUGUUCACUCAUUUACGAAAACCGCCCAACUAUUCGUUCAACUCCAAGAGUGAGGAGAAAGCCGACCCGAACGCCAAUAAAAUUAAUGAAAAAGGUACAAAUGUCUUUAAAAUGUCUACUAAUCAAAUUGUCGACAUUACUGGAGAAGUAGCUAUCCACGACAGAUCGAUUACCAAAAAUAUUCCCCAAACGUCAUGGAACGAUGAUAAUUUACUUGGAAAAGAUGAGCAGGAUAGUCAUGAAAAUGUUCGUUCUCUCAAUGAUCAGAUGACCAGAGAUCAAGAAGAUGACAUUGCAUCUUCAGCUGAGAAACUGAUAGAUGAUAUUACCGAAAAUUUAAAGAAAACCAAAAGAUUGGAAAAUAAUACAAUAGAUACACCUAGUGAGGUGAAUCAGAAUAAAACUAGUCAUGUUAUUUCUAAAAAAAUGGAUUUUAAGGAUGCUGCGGAAUGCAAAACUAAAGUAAAUGAAAAUGGAAACAAGUCUUUUGAUAAGGCAAAAUUAUUAGCUGCAAUGAAGGCAAUUGACGACAAUGACAAUGUUGAAUUUAUUGAUCAAAAGCCACGAAAAAAUAGCGCUUCAAAUCGAUUACGAAUCACAGAGAAUCUAUAUAGAGGACUGCCUACGCAUAAAAAAAAGAGUGAACUCAUGAAAGAACUGUUUUCGAAUGCAAACUUGGACAAUAAUAAAGAUAGGAAUUAA
Phymastichus coffea is the source of this 2628-nucleotide messenger RNA. RefSeq names its product paramyosin. The transcript is spliced from 8 exons. Bases 205 to 2628 code for a protein of 807 amino acids. Gene Ontology annotation, cellular component: axoneme. The record is from RefSeq and is a predicted model, not a curated record. NCBI's taxonomy places the organism in Eukaryota, Metazoa, Arthropoda, Insecta, Hymenoptera, Eulophidae. Gene Ontology annotation, biological process: intraciliary transport.